Molecule: messenger RNA, 2016 nt
Organism: Vittaforma corneae ATCC 50505
Lineage: Eukaryota; Fungi; Microsporidia; Nosematidae
Exons: 1
Coding region: 1-2016 (671 amino acids)
Source: RefSeq, a predicted model, not a curated record
AUGAAACUUGAUCAGAACAUAAGCAUACUCAAAAUUGCUAGAGACUUGCUCGUGCUCAUGGGUGUUGCACGGCUCACCAAUGACCUGUCUGAGCCAGGCACAAAUCCACCAAUGCGUGAUGCCCAGACAACGACGGAGACUGGACUAUUCGACUCCAGCGACGAGGAACCUGAACAGACCAACGACUUCCCCCAACUCCCGAGCACUGUGGUAUCAGAAAUUGCAGGUAUACCUCUUUUCAGUGGAACACCAUACACCGAUGUGUUUAGCAAGAUCAACGGACUCGAAAGCACACGUGAGUUCUCUGACGACAUCAGUGCGCUGACAUCAGUUCUUUUGCGGAUUGACGACCAGCAGUUCUUUGAUUUUUGCAUGCAGCAAACAUACUUUCCAGGUUCAACUUCCGAGCUGAAAGAUCUUUUUGAAAAACUGGGUAUUUACAAUAAUUACACUUUCAUCCGUGAUCUAGCUAAGUUAGUUGAAGUACACGAAUCCAGGGAAAGGCAUAGACAAUACUUUGAAAAGAUAAGAGAUUCUUGCCAGUCUUCGCCCUCAGAUAGUCUGGGGCUCCCUAGAUCCAACAAUAUUACUGUUGAGAGUUAUGUAAAAUAUUACAGUAUGCGUGUUAUUACAAUUAAUGAUCUCACUUCUCAGGAAAUAUUGUUUCCUCAAAAUCUAUCUAUUAGCUGGUGGGGUUUUUGGAAAGAUGCAGGCUGGCAUUUGUUUGGAUUCAGUUCGGAAUUACCAUCACGAUUCUUUAGGUUCAUCCACUUGCUUUGCAACUUUUCAAUUAAAUCGAGCAUUCAAAACAAAGAAAGCAAAAUUAACAAUCUAAAGAUUAUUUUUGCUGGCUUGCGCAAUGCUGAUAUGCGUGGAGCAUUGCUUCGACGUGUCAAGUACAUUCAAAAGCUGCGAUGUCUCAGAAUAUUUGGGCUAACGGGCAUAAUUCCCCUGCACUUUCCAAAUCCAGAAAAGAUUCUGGAUAUUAGCAUUCAAAGCUAUGAUUCAAUUGAUCUUAGAGGCGACAACUCGAAUUGGCUACUGAAGCAUCAAAGCUUAGAAAUACUUACUUUAAAUUUUGGAAAUUCAUUACUGAUAGCUGAAGAGUUUACACCACUAAAACAGCUCGAACAUUUAAAACAAUUGAUUAUUGUUUGCGAUAAGGGCAAAGGCAAUUUCAAUACUGCCGGUUGCAUAAUCGUAUCUAACCCAGAAGCACAGCCUCUAGCAGAUGGUGAUCAGAUGAGAUCGUUGACUUUGAAAGAGCUAAAGUGUCUAAAAUACUUAUCUCUGACAACUUGUUCGUUAGAUUUAUUAAACGUACAAGAAGUACCUAGUUUAAGCAGCAUUGAUAUGACAAAAUGCAAGAUAACAUCUUUAGCUUUACAAAAAAUGCCUGGGAGCUGUGAGUUAAGGCUGAACGAAUCUGAAUUUUAUUCAAUAGCCAUACAUAAUGUUACUGGGCCAAUGUCUUUAGUAGUGUCAAAUUCAUCAUUUGACCUGCUAAGUUUGCGCAGUAUAGAUAAUAUGAAAUGUCUGAUUUUAAAGAAAUGCACAUUUAAGUCUAUAAACAUGCAAAAAGAUCAACAUAUUGACAAGUUUUAUAUUUCUAAUUGUGACCUUUCUAAAGACAGUUCAGGAUGGAAGGUCUUAGUAGCCCUAAGGUCUUUGAAAGCCUUGGUUGUUUAUGAUUGUAAGGGUGUUUUGGCGCUUCCAUAUGAAAUUAGCGAGAUGGGUAAUUUGAAAGCGUUGAUACUCGAUUUACGAAACUGUGAAUCAAUUAGUGUUGAAAAAUUCAGUCCAGGAUCUGAGGAGCAUGGAGACGACAUUUCACUAAAUGAAUCAUUUAGGUUUCCUAAAACUUUGAACAGCUGCGAACUUUUCAUAAAAGACGACCACAUUCAGUCUAUUCCAGCCAAAUGGUUUGAAAACUGCGAUCUGUCACAUCUAAGACUGGUUAUAAACGAAGUGGAGUACGAAGUAGCUGAGGAUUGUCAAACUAUACGUAGGAAAUAA